AUGUUGAAUAGGGAGUUGGCGAGGACGGCUCGAAUGUUCAACUACGACACUGAGUUUGUUGUUCAGUCGGCUACUCGUUGUGAAGCCUUCGAGGGGGAGACAAGCUCGACCGCAGGCGAAGUGAACCGAUGUUCGCGUUGUGAUCGCCCCGCUCACAUUGGAAGGCAGUGUCCAGCUUUGAACAAAAACUGUCGUCGGUGUGGUAAGCUCGGGCACUUUGAGUCAUGUUGUCGUCAAAAGAUGAGGGUUGACCAGCUCACACAACAAAAUCCGAUAGAACCAGAGAAUGAGGAAGAACAGGUAUGA
Molecule: messenger RNA, 306 nt
Organism: Topomyia yanbarensis
Lineage: Eukaryota; Metazoa; Arthropoda; Insecta; Diptera; Culicidae
Exons: 2
Coding region: 1-306 (101 amino acids)
Molecular function (GO): zinc ion binding; nucleic acid binding
Source: RefSeq, a predicted model, not a curated record